Molecule: messenger RNA, 2031 nt
Organism: Scophthalmus maximus (turbot)
Lineage: Eukaryota; Metazoa; Chordata; Actinopteri; Pleuronectiformes; Scophthalmidae
Gene: gsr
Product: glutathione reductase
Exons: 12
Coding region: 31-1560 (509 amino acids)
Biological process (GO): cell redox homeostasis; glutathione metabolic process; cellular response to oxidative stress
Cellular component (GO): cytosol; mitochondrion
Molecular function (GO): glutathione-disulfide reductase (NADPH) activity; NADP binding; flavin adenine dinucleotide binding
Source: RefSeq, a predicted model, not a curated record
CACACCAACCAGCCUGCGCACUUCCUGGUCAUGGCAGUGUUCGCGCGGCUCCCCCGGACUCGACCCGCCCGCAGGUUUGAGCAGCUUGUCGCGUCUUGUCGCAGACUCUUCGUCGCGGAGCUUCGCCGCAACAUGGCCUCGGACCCGGCGGCAGCGGCGACGGAGACGACCCGCUUCGACUUCCUGGUGGUCGGCGGCGGCUCCGGGGGUCUGGCCGGCGCUCGGAGGGCGUCGGAGCUCGGCGCGACCACCGCCGUCAUCGAGAGUCACAGAUUAGGAGGUACCUGCGUAAAUGUUGGCUGUGUUCCUAAGAAGGUUAUGUGGAAUGCAGCAGUUCAUGCCGAGUAUCUACACGAUCACAGCGAUUACGGCUUUGACGUUGGAAAUGUUCGUUUCAGUUGGGAAACUCUAAAGACCAAGAGGGAUGCUUAUGUUAGUCACCUAAAUCGCAUAUAUCGCAACAAUCUUGACAAGGCUAAAAUCCAAACUAUUCAAGGUCACGCCCGGUUCACGGACGACCCUGAGCCGACUGUGGAGGUCAGUGGAAGAAAGUACACGGCGCCACACAUCCUUAUUGCCACUGGAGGGCAGCCUUCUGUUCUGACUGAAGCUGAAGUUCCAGGGGCAAGUUUUGGCAUUACCAGCGAUGGCUUUUUUGAACUUGAAACUCUGCCAAAGCGCAGUGUGGUGGUGGGUGCUGGUUAUAUUGCAGUGGAGAUGGCAGGCAUCCUUUCUACCCUGGGCUCCAAAACAUCCCUCAUCAUCCGACAAAGCGGAGUUCUGAGGAACUUUGACAGCUUCAUAAGCACAAACUGCACCAAAGAACUGCAAAACUCCGGUAUAGAUUUGUGGAAGAACUCGCAGGUGAAGUCUGUGAGUAAAACGGACCGGGGUCUGGAGGUGACGCUCGUCACCAAAGACCCGGAGAAGAAGAAUGACGAGGAGAAGACCAGCACCAUUCAGGAGGUGGACUGUCUCCUCUGGGCUAUUGGCAGGCAGCCGAACAUCUCUGGACUGAACAUCAGUGCGAUGGGUGUGGAUAUGGACGAAAGAGGCCAUAUCAUCGUGGAUGAGUUUCAGAACACCAGUCGACCGGGGAUCUACGCUGUAGGAGAUGUUUGUGGCAAAGCUCUUCUCACACCUGUUGCCAUUGCUGCAGGCAGAAAGCUGGCACACAGACUGUUUGAGGGCAAGAAGGACUCCAAGUUGGACUACUCCAGUAUUCCCACAGUGGUGUUCAGCCACCCACCCAUCGGUACGAUGGGCCUCACGGAAGACGAGGCCAUUAAAUCUUGGGGAAAGGAGAAUGUGAAGAUUUACAAGACUUCUUUCACUCCGAUGUAUCACGCUCUCACUAGCAGGAAGAGUCAGUGCAUCAUGAAGCUGGUGUGUGUGGGCAAGGAGGAGAAGGUGGUGGGCCUGCACAUGCAGGGCCUGGGCUGUGAUGAGAUGCUGCAGGGCUUUUCUGUAGCCAUCAAAAUGGGUGCUACCAAAGCAGACUUUGACAAGACUAUUGCCAUUCACCCCACCUCAUCUGAGGAAUUUGUCACGAUGCGUUAAUGCAAACACAAACUCCCCCGCCCUUGCUUCCACAGACAAGCGUACCAGGACAGAGUCACCACUCUUCACGACUCUCGCAUCAGCUUGACGACUUGCUUCUCUAAAACUACCCACAAUCUUCCAUUUUCUCUCAUUUGAGUGACCUUAUUUGUUAGCAGCGUUUCAUUUUCUUUUCUGAUUUUCACCUAAAUGGACCAAGUUCGAGUGAUGGCCACUUAAAACUGUACUGGAUUCCAUUUGAAUGAUUGUGAAAUGGAUCUGCAGGUAUCGAUGUCAAGUGAUUGCAUGGGAAGUCAAGAGACCUCUCUCCUAGUGUGUCUGAUGUGUGUUGUGUUUCAUUUGUCAGUCAUUUGUCAGAAUAAUUUCACGAACACUGCUGCUUCUCAAGGCACCUAUUUACUACCAAUGCUAGGUCAGAACAUAUCUACUGUACUGUUUCAAAGAUUCAAUAAACCUACAGGUUUUUUCUUA